This is a messenger RNA of Vigna angularis (adzuki bean), 2315 nucleotides long. Its product is annotated as outer envelope protein 64, mitochondrial. Bases 150 to 1961 code for a protein of 603 amino acids. NCBI's taxonomy places the organism in Eukaryota, Viridiplantae, Streptophyta, Magnoliopsida, Fabales, Fabaceae. Gene Ontology annotation, molecular function: protein binding. The record is from RefSeq and is a predicted model, not a curated record. The transcript has 13 exons.
AAAGAAAAUCUGGCGAUCCCAUAUAGGCCGUAAGAGUUCUGUUUUAGUUUCUCCUUUUCUUUCUUAUGCUCAAGAGCCUUCUACACUAAAACCCACCCAAAACCCACUAUUCUAAUCACCUUUUGAACACUCCAUUUCUCUGCUUGAUCAUGUCACAAUCACUGAAGCUAAUCAAGGAACAUGCCUCCAACCCCAAAUUCUGGUUGAUCAUCGGAGUAGGAGUUGCCGGGAUUGCGGUUCUGGUGGAGACACGGCGUAGAACACGGCGGAAUAAAACACACAAACAAGACUUUGGUGCUUUUGUUGAGCGCUUUGAGAUACUUCCCUUUCCCCAGCUUCCUCCUCCUGCUGCCAAACAAUCGCUCUCUGCUCUAACGUUUGCCAUAAACGAAACGUUUGAUGUUAAAGGUUAUGUGACGGGGUUUGGAAAUCCUACGUGGAAGAGUACACACAAGGCAGCGGAGAAAACUGCAGUUGUGGUGACUGCUCUGCUCAAGAGUGGAGCCACUUGUGUUGGCAAGACUGUUGUGGACGAAUUCUCUUUUGGGAUUUCUGGUGAGAACAAGUAUUAUGGAACUCCAACUAAUCCUCGGAUGCCAUCAUGUACACCAGGAGGGUCUUCUUGUGGUUCAGCAGUGGCAGUUGCUGCAGGGCUUGUGGACUUUGCCGUUGGUACUGAUACUGUAGGAUGUGUGAGGGUUCCAGCAGCACUCUGUGGUAUUUUUGGUUUUCGACCAUCCCAUGGGGCUGUAUCCACCAUUGGAGUUCUUCCAAAUGCACAAAGCUUAGACACUAUUGGACUGUUUGCUUGUGAUCCAUCUGUCCUACAUCGUGUUGGACAUGUUUUACUUCAAUUGAGUUCAGUGGAGACCAAAAGGUCCAGGCGAAUAAUAUUUGCUGAUGAUCUUUCUCAGUUAUCCACAAUUCCUACACAGAGGACAAUACAUGUUAUUGGUAAAGCUAUUAAGAAUAUGUCUGGGUAUCAGAAUCCAAAGCAUUUGAAUAUCUGUCAGUACAUUGAAUCUAAGGUGCCCAGUCUAAGGCUUCAUGAGCAAUCAACACACCAGCAAAAUGAAACAUCUAUAUUGAAAACUCUCUCUUCUGUUAUGCUUUUAUUACAAGGGUAUGAAUUUAAGACCAAUCAUGAAGAAUGGGUUAAAUCACUCAAAUUCAAGUUAGGUCGUGGUGUGCCUGAUCAUGUUAUUGCAGCCAUUAGUACUCUAUAUGAUAAUAUAAAAGCAUUGUAUAAAGUCAGGACUGAAAUGCGAGGAGCUUUCCAAAGUCUAUUAAAGGAUGAUGGAAUAUUAGUUAUCCCUACUGUAGCAGACAACCUAUUAAAGCUUAAUACAACUAUAGGUUUUUCUUCGGAGUUCCACGACAGAACAUUUGCAGUAUCGAGCAUUGCUAGUGUAUCUGGAUGUUGUCAGGUUACAAUUCCAUUAGGAUAUCAUGAUGGUUGUUGUGUGUCUGUUUCAUUCGUCUCUUUUCAUGGAGCUGAUAAAUUUCUUUUGGAUACGGUCUUGGAUAUUUAUUCAACUCUUCGAGAACGAGUUAGUGUUGAUUCUGAUUUGUUGUCAUUACCUGAUAUUAGUGGCAACAGGGAAACUUCUGAACUUUUAAAAGAGAAGGGAAAUGUAGCAUUUAAAGAAAAGCAAUGGAGUAAGGCACUCAAUUACUACACCGAGGCCAUCAAAUUGAAUGGGACGAAUUCAACGUACUACUGCAAUCGAGCAGCUGCUCAUUUAAAGUUAGGAUGCUUUCAGGACGCUGCAGAGGACUGCAGUAAGGCAAUAUUGCUUGAUAAAAUGAAUGUAAAGGCAUAUCUGAGACGUGGAGCUGCUAAAGAAUCACUACUAUGUUAUGAAGGGGCACUUGAAGAUUUCAAGCAUGCUCUUGUUCUUGAACCACAAAACAAGGAUGCUAGUCUAGCUGAGAAAAGACUUAGAAAACUGAUGAGUUAAGACUUGGUGUGCUUUUUUCUCCAUUGGCCUCACCCCUUCAAUAUAAUGUUAAUAGCCACCUUCCGGGUGAAGGAAAUAGAAGAGAUGAGCCCUUAUUAAUGAGGCGCUUCAUUUUUCUCAUUUUGUGUAUAUCUUGCAAGAAAUCUCAUUCAACCCUAUUUGAUUAUGCUUAUAAUUUUGGAUCUACAUUAAUGAGAAUGUAGUUGCCCCCUGUACAUUUAAAGCGAAUGGUACAGCAGCUUAUUUACUUUUCCUUUUAGGUGUUGCAUUUUCUAAUUUCUUAGUUUUUAUAACAGAAAAACCUACUUGGGGUGCUGUUGUUAAAUAAAUAAUUUACUCCAGUUCCUCAACCAA